Messenger RNA from Zeugodacus cucurbitae (melon fly), 8643 nucleotides. RefSeq lists its product as uncharacterized. The record is from RefSeq and is a predicted model, not a curated record. NCBI's taxonomy places the organism in Eukaryota, Metazoa, Arthropoda, Insecta, Diptera, Tephritidae. Bases 2901 to 8144 code for a protein of 1747 amino acids. Gene Ontology annotation, cellular component: cell surface; postsynaptic membrane; synapse. Gene Ontology annotation, molecular function: neurexin family protein binding; signaling receptor activity. The transcript is spliced from 13 exons. Gene Ontology annotation, biological process: chemical synaptic transmission; modulation of chemical synaptic transmission; synaptic vesicle endocytosis.
AUAAGUAACUUCCAAUUACGACGACCUGGCAAAGAGAAACAGACCAGGAUAUGAAAUUAUAUACAUGGAUUGUGCGAAGCUUGUACCAAACCAUGUCCCUACAACAACAAGUAAAAGCAGUAGAACGGUUCAAAGCAGGCAUCGUGGCUGUCCAAUAAUUGCGAUGGACUGGAAGCGGCGUUAUUCACAGAGGAAAUUAUGAUUUUUUUGUUGUAAUUAUGAUUUUGUUGUUGUUAUUGUAAGGGCAAGCACCAAAAUCCGCACCGGGUUGUGGGAUUGAUGGUGCUCCAGUCGAAAGUUUCCAGAAUUAAGCUCAGCAGAGGAAACAGCUAUCGCAUCCUUUGUUGAUUAUGAUCGUAAUUAUCAAACAGAAGCCUCUACAAUUCCCUGAAGAAAUGUAAACUACACAAAUUUUAAACUCCAAAACCUUGGACUGUACAAAUUUAUAAUUCCCAACCACACAACUGCGACUGGAUCUAAAAAAAUUGCUAUCAAUAAAAAUUGCAUGAGCUAAAACCGCAACAGCAUAAUCAUCAUCCAGUUUUGCACAAUCAUAAGACCAAGCGUCGACCAGCUAUGAAGCAAACGCUUGAGCCAGACACUCCAGGCAUAAAUCAAAAAUAGCCGCCCUGGAGCAGCAACUGUAAGUAACACUGGGAUUAUGGGGUAUGGUGACAGUAAAAGUGAAAAGCCACACACAACAAUCAAUUAAGGGCAAUUACUAUUAAAGCAGUGACGAAGCACAGCCUCGGUGGCUCGGUGACUUUAGCGACGACACAAACGAUCAAACAGAACGAGCUUUGAGAAGCGCGCAAGCGAACCACAGUCGCUGUCUAGCCAAGCAGUGAACAGCAUGCCCAUACCCACAGCAACCAGCAACCAACGGUCACCAAGCUUCAUUCCACAGGAGCUACGUCAGCUAGCGUCAGCUUGAAAUUGCUUACGCGUCAAUGGAAAGCAAUGUAGCAGAGAAUUUUCACGAAUCAAGGAAGGAAGGAAGGCAGCUCCACAGUCAUCACAAUAAUAAUAAUGCAACGAAACCGCCGCCGCGUCGGUGUACAAUGGGUGGUGGGCGGUGAGCGGUGGAGCCCAAGAGCUAAAGAGCUGCAGCGUGUCGAUGGCUGAGCCUUAGCCAGUCAGCGAGUGCAGAAGCCUCAAAGUAAUUUAAGCAAAUUUACACUUCAGACACUCAUUGAAAGUAAACAACAAAUACAAUGACAACAACUAAAACAACAACGAAUGAAUUAAAAACAAACAGUUAUAGCAAUCGGCAUUUACAGUUGUAUGUACUCGUCUGUAUGCGACGACAACGAGAGCGAGUGAGUAUAACAUUAACAGCAACAGCAACAACAACAUUCAUAAUAUAUUUGUAAAACAAAAGCAGCCGUAAGCUGUAAAGGCAAAAGCACGAACAAAAACGCAAAGCAACAUGCCGCGCCACGCAAUGUUUGAUUAUGGUAAAAGGCAAGGCAACAACAACAACAAGAACAACACAAUACAAACGAUUACAGAGAACAAUGCUUUUUUGGGAGAGUAGCCGAGUAGGCAAAUAGCCGAAUGGUCGCAGCGUGAGCAGCGCAGCAGCCCGCAUACUGAGUAUGCGCUAAAAAGCGAUUGUGGCGAACGACAACAACGAUUGCCACCGACAAUGAUUGUGUUGGUGGCGAUGAUGCCACAAAACAGACAAGCGCCAACCGUACACACACACAGUGGAGUCAGCACGCGUGCAGUAAAGCCAGCAAGCCAGGCUAGCAGCAGCACUAUUCAACGAAGCGCAGCUGCACGCCAGUCAGUCAGUCAGUCAGCCAGCCCGCCCGCCAGCCUGCAAGCUAACUAGUCAAGUAACCAAGCAACCUAACAAGGAACGAACCGACCAACCGACCGACCGUCCAUUGCUAGCAUUCAGCCAGGCUACAGACUCCAAUAUAAACUGGAGCAACGCACGUACGCUUCGCGCAAAGCAGCACCAGCAGAUGAAAAACAAAAGCUAAAGCUAAAAAACGCCACUCACAACAAAACACUCUCACGCGCCUCGUCGUCGGCAGUGCAGCAGUCGUCGCUGUUGGAGCAACAAUGAGAUAUCCCGACAAAGGAUAACAGCCCUUGGAACACGUACACAUACAAAAGUGAACGAAGUUCAAAGCUUUUAUAUACGUACGUAGAAUGUUGGAAAACGCAUAACAGCUGGUGGAUGCACAGUGUAACGCAGCAGAAAAAUCAACAACAAAAAACAACAACAUUUAAAUUACAACAAAAAAAAUAAUUGCGAACUAAAAUAAAUUGCCAACGAAAGAGCGCCGUAAUUACAAGGUUAUAAAAGAGCGAACGGAAGUGCCAGCAAACAAACUGAAAACAAAUAAAAAAUUCGUAAAAAACGAAAUUUCCAAAAAAGUGCAUUCGGAAUUUUUUGAACGCAACGAACGCACUGCAUAAAUUAUAUAAUAUUUGAAAUCAAAGUAACACGGCGACAGCAUGUCGAUAAAAGCGAGACGCACGAAGUUGACAUUACACACGACAACAGUGAAAAUGAAGUUGAUUUGACCACGGCACUGACGGGUGUCAGUGCCGGAGCAGCAGCAGCAGCAGCAAGAACAAUUACGCACAGCCGUUGGUGCGGUAAAAGCACUAACAACAGCAGCAACAACAACAACAAUAGAAAGCGCAGUUCAAGCAACAGCAAUAACGGUAAUAGCCGCCACACAGUGGAGUUGUGCUACUGGCGGCGUUGGACUUGGUUGUGGCAGCGGCAUCAACAAUGGUUGUGGCGCCAACGUGCAUUGGCUUCUUGGCCAUUGCAGCGCACCAAAGCAGCUGCAGCAGCAUAUAGCAUUGGCCGUUGUCAGCUGCAAUCAGCUAUCAGACAACUAAAUAUUUACUUUAAUCUCUUGCAUAUAUACUGUAUGUUUAUACUUAAUUACUUUACGGAAGGUAGCAGGAGUAACGGUAGUGGAAGCACAAGAGAUGGCAGUGGAAACAGAAGUGAAGGCAGCAGCAAGCGCACGCCUGCAAUUAAUGUUGCGUAUACGCCAUGUGCAACCAGCAGUGAUGGUAGCAGCAGUAAAGUUGUUGUACAAAAUGCGACUACAAUAACAACAAGCAGCAAUUUGAACCAACCAACAGCAAUAACACCAGAGGUUGCGUAUACGUCAGGUAGGCCAAUUGAAAGCAGCCGAAGUGAAGUUGCGUAUACGCCAUGUCGCACCAGCAACUCGGCACACAGCAGCCGACUUCGCUGUAGCUGCCACAUUGAUGUGCUCAAAUCAAACAUCAUCACCAAAAUCAACUGCAAUGAAUUGAUGUUUGUGCAAGCAAUCAGUCACGUUGGCAGCUGUGACCAAAUAUCGAACGACACGGUGGGCAAUCAGCAAACAGUGGCCGGCCAAUACAACAACAAUAAGUGCGGAGAAAAACAGAAGGGCAGUAAGUGGCAUAAAUUGUCUGCAACGCUAUUGGUUUUAUGCUUGUUGUUGCAGCAGCAUUUAGUGGGUGGUGUGUUGUUGGUGACAAGUUGGUUUGGCGAGCAUUUUACAAGUGACUUAAUUAGCAUGCAAGGUGUUGCAAUGCGGAGGGGAAAUACAGCAGAAAUAAGAAAAACAGUAGAAAUAAGAAGAACAGCAGCAACAACAACAACAUCAGUUUCAAAAACAACAACAACAACAAAAGCAGCAGAAACAACAUUCACCACAACAACAUUAACAUCUUCAUCAACAGAAACAACAACAACAGCAACUGCAGCAUUAACAACAACAACAAUAAUAAAAUCAGCAGAAACAACAACAACAGCAGCAGCAAAAUCAAAAAUAAUUUCCAUUGAGCUUUCGCCAACACCAACGACAAAAUGCCAUUUCAUCCACACACACACGAACACAACGAUCAAAAUCAUUGCAGCAGCAAUCAAAAAAACAUAUAACUGUAGAAAACGCAGAAGAAGUCGCAGCCGCAGCCGCAGCUGCCGCCGUAACUCACCAAAGCCUAGUUGUUGUCGAGCGCAUAGCAUUGACAGCCUAAGCUUCAGCUAUACAACGCCACUCAUACAACAACUGCAACUAGUUAUUCAAGGAAUUUGCAUUAUAAGACUGAUAUCAUUAAAGAGAUUUCUACAAAUUCCUAAGCAACAAUCAAACAAAAAUGUACUAUUUCAUAAGCGUUUACAAAACUGCCGAAGCGUCAUGGCAGCUGUUGUCAGCUGUCGAUUAGUGCAAAGCUUACGAAAGCAUAUAGCUAAAACAACUACAGCAACAGCAUCCACAACAACAACACUGAUGACAGCGCGAGUGCCAGAGCUGUCACUAGAAGCGUCUCCCUCAACACCCACACAACCGCUGCAGACGACGACGCCGCAAACUAAGCACGCACAAGCACAGACACAACAACCACAACCGCAACUACAGUUAGCCGACACCCACACAUUGUCACAACCAGCCGCAUCACUCGCGCCACCUCAACUGCAACCACAAACACAUAUUCGCGCCCAACCGCAACUCAUGCAGCAACCAACAGCAGCGCCGCUGCACAUGCAGCUACAACAAAAUGCAAAACGCCAACAACAACAACGACGACGACUGGUAGAAAAAUUCACAAAUAUCACUUGCGGUUUCGCUCAGCACCUCGUCGCGUUGUUGUCGCAAUGUUUUUGUCACUUUCAUUUUAUCACGCAUCGCUUUCGUGUCUGCCGCUGGCGUUGGCAGUGUCGUUCAUUACCGUUGUUACAUCGCUCACUCACUGUGCUGAUUUUGUUAUCUUCAUUGUGGCAUGGCACUGAGUGUUUUCACGGCAGCGUCAAGUUGAGUGCGAAUACGGUGAAGACGAAAUACGGUCUGCUGCGCGGCAUUGUGGUGCGUUCGAGUCCGAUGGUUGAAGCGUACUUGGGUAUACCGUAUGCGUCGCCGCCAGUCGGUAGUUUGAGAUUCAUGCCACCCAUCACGCCAUCCACUUGGAAGAAUGUCAGGAAUGCAGAUCGCUUUUCAGCCGUAUGUCCACAGACUGUGCCCAUACCGCCCAAUGGCCCCGAGGCAUUGCUGGAAGUGCCGCGAGCACGCUUAGCGCAAUUGCGUCGGUUGCUGCCGUUGUUGAGCAAUCAAUCGGAAGACUGUUUAUAUUUAAAUAUUUAUGUUCCAUAUGAAAAUCGACGCAAAAGACGCUCCGCCAGCUCCAUGGAGCACACGCACGAUCCGCCAACAUCGCUACUCGCCACCGUACUACUCUUACAUGGCGAAUCGUAUGAAUGGAAUUCGGGCAAUCCAUAUGAUGGUUCGGAGUUAGCGGCGCAUGGUAAUAUCGUCGUAGUGACGAUUAACUUUCGGCUCGGCAUAUUUGGUUUCCUCAAAACGGGCGGGAAAGAGAGCGCGCAGGGAAAUUUCGGGUUAAUGGAUCUCGUAGCUGGUUUACAUUGGCUGAAAGAGAAUCUACCCGCUUUCGGCGGUGAUCCACAGCGCAUAACAUUGCUCGGACAUAGCACAGGCGCAGCGUUAGCCAAUAUAUUGAUGGUGUCGCCUGUGGCUAGCGAUCUUGUACAGCGCGCUGUGUUGGUUAGUGGCUCUGCGCUCUCACCGUGGGCCAUACAAAAGAAUCCGUUGUUCGUAAAGCGCCGCGUUGCCGAACAGACUGGUUGUCAUGGCGAUAUGUUGUACGAUGAUUUGGCACCGUGUCUGCGCACGAAGACGGUGGCUGAAUUGUUAGCCGUGAAAAUCGAUCAUCCACGAUUUUUGAGUGGCUUUGCGCCUUUCAUCGAUGGCACAGUCAUAUCGCCGAAUACCGAUCCAAUUGGAGAAUUAUCGUUACCUUUAGGUUCUGCUAUUGUUAGUACAUCAGGAAUUGAAUUUGCAAACUUUCCAAAACGCGACCUCAUUUUUUGCCUUACCUCAGUGGAAUCGUAUCUGGAUUUGAGUGCACAAGAUUUGGAAUUUGGUUUUAACGAAACACGACGUGAUCGUAUACUAAGAACAUUUGUUCGUAAUAAUUUUCAUUAUCAUUUAAAUGAAAUAUUUGCUGUGUUAAAGAAUGAAUAUACCGAUUGGGAAAAGGCUAUACGCAGUCCCCUGAGCUCACGUGAUGCUACUCUCUCCUUUUUGAGUGAUGGGCACACUGCAGCAGCGCUGAUCAAACUAGGUUAUAUGCAUAGUUUACGUGGUGGUCGCAGUUAUUUUAUACAUUUUAAGCAUAGAACAGUCGAAGAGGAGUAUCCGCAGCGAACCGGUUCCGUUCGUGGUGAAGAUGUGCCUUUUUGGUUAGGAUUACCCAUUUCACCACUAUUCCCGCACAACUAUACAACUCAGGAGAAACAGAUUAGUCGCCUUAUGCUGCGCUAUCUCGCGAAUUUUGCGAAAACGGGCAAUCCAAAUCAUUCAGGUUUAGACACACCAUCCAUAGCGGCAUCAGUUGCAUCAAGAUCAACGGGUUACAAUGCCGCCACACAACAACUCGAUCAUGGCAAAGUGAAACGCGCCUCACUCAAAACACUAAACGCCGUCAAUAAGUUCUUCAAUCUCACCAUACCACAUCAACUGAGUCUGCAACAUGCCAAUUUGGUGGACACGAGUAGUGGCACGAUCAAUUUGGCGCUCAUCUACAAUCAGCGACGUAGCGGUGCGAUGCGUGAACGACGCGCUUACUAUAAACGACAUAUGCACAACAACAACAACAACAACAAUAAUAAUAACAACAACAACGAAUCGAAUGAAUUACUGAAUGCUGCUUUGAGAUUUGUCGCCGAUGAACCGAGCCUGGGUCAUGGUGAACAUUUGCCCUUUUGGGAUGCCUACGAUGUGGUGAAUCAACUCUACUUGGAAUUGGGUAAUAAAGCGGAGGUGCAGAGUCAUUAUCGCGGUCAUAAAUUGUCAAUGUGGUUGAAUUUGAUACCACAAUUGCACAAGCAUUCCAAUAUCAAUGAUCAGUCCAUGCGCCAUCAUCAGUUCCCGGAUGAUAAUAGUAAUCGUGAUUUGUACGAAGGUGUCGUACGCCCACAAAUGCAAACGAAACCGGCCGAUGAUGAGGAUACUGUCGUGGUGAAGACGCCAAAAUCCACCACAGCCACCAAAGCUGUGAGUAAUAACACGAAGGCUGGUGUUAAUACAUUGAUUGGCGCUACAACAACAGAAUGCAACCCUGAUGGCACAAUAUAUGCGAAUAUUGGUGACAGCGCAUCCACACAACAACCGACAGCAACAGAUAAUCGCUCAGUGCUGGAUAAUGGUGGUCAACAAAAAGACCUGGCCACCGCCUCCACAGGACUAAUCGGCAAUUUGGAAAUGUUUCGACGACUUAGCGGCAAACAAUUCCCCAGCUACACCACAGCUCUAAUUGCCACCGUCGCCGUUGGUAUUUUCCUACUCACGCUCAACAUACUCAUCUUCGCGGGCAUUUAUCAUCAACGUGAAAAGCGUGCACGUGACGCAAAAACCAAAGAGGAACUACAAGACACAAACGAACCGGGCAAAACUGCCAGCAUACUGAAACUGAAUGCGCUGGCCGACGACGAGGGCAGCUUGCAUUUUGAUGCGCUCACCAGCGGCAAGAGCACGGUGCUGUUCGGCGAAUACAACUACUACGAUGAGAAGCCGAAAUGCGGUAAGGAUGAGAAGCUGCUCGUCGACUUGCCGUCCACACAAACAACCGCACAUAUGGAAUUGAAUUGGCCCAGCAGCUCGAGCAGCACAUUGGACUUGCUAAAGACGAAGCAUCACAGCGCACACGAUGCGCCCAGCUACAGUGGCAGCAAGGAUGCGGCGGUUGAUAUGCAACACUUGCCAGCCAUUAGCAAUAUCGAAAUGGCCACAUACGGCACACAAAUGCCACUGGCACCCGGUAUAGCGGUGCUCGAAUCAGCGUUGCUGCCGAGCCGACGUAGCUCAUUUAUGGCCAGCGGCAGUCAAACGUCAAUGCAAUUUGAUUAUGCUGUACAAUCGUCCGAUCAGUUGUCGUUUAAGGAAAUCGAGAAUGCUGUCAAAGUGUCCACCGAUGAGAUUGUCAAUGAUUUGGAUGAUGAUGAUAUACCAGAACCGCCACCGCCACCAAGAUCAUUUCAAAGCGCACAUCUGCAGCAGCAACAACAACAACAAGGUGGCAUCUUGCGUUCGUCGGGCUCAAAUACGGUUUCGUCGACGAGCGGCAAGAAACGUGUACAUAUACAAGAGAUUUCGGUUUAGUCUUACUCAACUACGAAUACUUAUGUAGGAUAUGCAUACAAUUACUAAUGAAUACUAUAAUGAAUAUCGUACAAUGUACUAGCUAUUCCACAUACACAUACGAAUUGGUUUUCCGCUUUCCUUUGCGUUAGUUUAGAAAUUCAUUAUUUUUUACUUAAUUUUUUUUUAACAUUUUACCGUUAUCUUAGCAAACAAAUAGUUCCACCAUGCAUGUAGUUACUGCAACUACAACAUGAUUUAUGCUAAUUAUAAUUAGAUUAGACAUUUUCAAAAUGUUUUACCUUGAUUUUUGCUCCGCUUUUUGGUGGCGCCCACAAUAUGACUAACUGGCUUCUUAUUUAGCGUAUAAAACCUAGCAUAUUCUGCUGUAAAUUAUAUUAUAUUUACGUAUUAUAUAUAUAUAUAUUAUAUUUAGGAAAAUUUCAGAUACAAUACGUAGAUUUGUGCGUAUUAAAAUAAAUAUAAAAAUUAAAUAAAAAAAUAAUUAUUUAUUGUAUAA